Molecule: messenger RNA, 816 nt
Organism: Cornus florida
Lineage: Eukaryota; Viridiplantae; Streptophyta; Magnoliopsida; Cornales; Cornaceae
Product: mitochondrial metalloendopeptidase OMA1-like
Exons: 4
Coding region: 1-816 (271 amino acids)
Cellular component (GO): membrane
Molecular function (GO): metalloendopeptidase activity
Source: RefSeq, a predicted model, not a curated record
AUGGACUGUUUGGAGAGGGUUCCAUACUCGAAAAGAAUCCGAAUGGUCACACCGUCCCACAUCAUAUUGGAAAGACUAUGGAGGGAGGAUCCGUACAUCUUAGACCCAGAGAUAAUACUUCCUUCAACACACCCACAAAGUGUUCGAGUGCAGUCCAUAUUGAGAGACAUAGUUCAAGGAAUGCACACCGGUUUAGGGCUUAAUCGUCACUGCUAUGUUUCAAGUAAUGGAUCUGAAGACGCUUUACUUGUAUCAAGAGAAUACCGAAAGAGGCCAAAGGAAAGUAUCAUAAAGUUUGGGACUAGUCAUUUGGAAGGAUUGAAUUGGGAAGUGAUGCUGGUGGAAUCUCAUGUGGUAAAUGCUGAGUACCACAAUAACGGCAAGAUUGUUGUUUAUACAGGGAUACUUGACUAUUGCAAUUCAGAUAUAGAUAUAGCAACUUUUCUAGCACAUGAGGUUGGGCAUGGUGUGGCAUGGCACGUAUCAGAAUAUUUGGUGAUUUAUGCCCUUGUACGGCCUUUUUAUUAUGUGCCGAAACUCUCAAUCAUAGCAGACCGAGUAUAUAAGUACAUAUUGAGGAGGGGGGAAUUGGAAGCAGAUUACAUUGGAUUAAUGUUAAUGGCUUCAGCUGGGUAUGACCCUCAAGUUGCACCAUACUUUUAUGAGAGGAUUUGUGAUUAUAAAGAGGAUUUGUUCGAAACUCACCCAUCUGGAGAAACGAGAGCUAGGUCGCUGCAACAAAACGAAGUGAUGGGAGAAGCAAUGGAAAUAUAUAAGGGAGUGAGGUCUCGACACGAGGUGAAGUCCUUUGUUUAA